GUCCCACGAUCCCGCGGUUCCCCCGCCGCAGCCCGUUUCACCAGCCGUCCUGUAUUCCAGGCACCCGGCUGUGACAGCUUGCGGCUUCACAGCCGGGUACCCACUGCGCAUGUGCGAGUAGUGCUGCGCUUCAUGAAUGGUCCUGUAGUCUUCUGGGACCUGUCACGUGUCCCACAAGACUACAGGGAGGGAGGGUAGGAGGACAACGUCCACUUCCGAUCGCCUAGGCCAGGAGUAGGCAACCUGAGAGCCACAGGACUAAAACGGGUACCCGCUCCCCAAAGGUGCCAAUCCUUAAUGGGGAGCGGGGGACCAAUCUUUAAAGCGGAACUUCCCCUUUUGUGGGGAACUCCGCUUUUAAA
Molecule: messenger RNA, 362 nt
Organism: Staurois parvus
Lineage: Eukaryota; Metazoa; Chordata; Amphibia; Anura; Ranidae
Source: the annotation of a GenBank genome assembly